Messenger RNA from Orcinus orca (killer whale), 6686 nucleotides. RefSeq names its product adhesion G protein-coupled receptor F1 (gene ADGRF1). Gene Ontology annotation, cellular component: plasma membrane. The record is from RefSeq and is a predicted model, not a curated record. The transcript has 17 exons. Gene Ontology annotation, molecular function: G protein-coupled receptor activity. Lineage: Eukaryota; Metazoa; Chordata; Mammalia; Artiodactyla; Delphinidae. Gene Ontology annotation, biological process: cell surface receptor signaling pathway; neuron projection development; adenylate cyclase-activating G protein-coupled receptor signaling pathway. The coding region runs from base 357 to 3083 and encodes 908 amino acids.
AGCUCUUCCACUGGACCAGAUCCAGACCUGGUCAUGAAGAGACAGGAUGAGGACCAAGUGGCCCAGAUGGUGUUGGAAACAAGAGGAUCACAUGAGUUCAGGCCUGAUUGGCACUAAAGAACAAGAAGUGAUUGAGCCACGGUUACACCAGAGGAAGGGCUCCCUGGGGCUGUGAUGUGAAGAGAGGAAUCACAGGUCAGAGAGCAAAGCCUGAGGCCGCACUGUUGGGAUGGCAAGGCGUGUAUGAAGUUUAAAGUGCACCCAGGAAGCAAGCCUUGCAUGGCACACACGUCUAGUCACAGACUGUGACUCCAGCUGUUCUUGUCCUGUCCAGAAGCAGGAGGGGCCAGGGGAAGAUGAGAGUUCCUAUGCCCUGGCUCUUCUCCUUCUUCAUGAUCACCGAGGGCUGGAAUGUCUUCCUGGGGAGUGAUGAUGGCAUCAAAACAAAGCAAGAACUCAUUCGGAAUAAGAAAAAGCCUCUAGGUCCAGUCCAGGAAUACGAGCUGCUGCUUCAGGUAGCCUAUCGAGAUUCCAAGGAGAAAAGAGACGUGAAGAACUUUCUGAAGCUUUUGGAGCCUUGCCCUGUUUUUGGGCCAGUGAAGAUUAUCAGAGCAAAGGCCACCACGUACUGUGGCAUCCAGAACGGGGUCCUGCGCUGUGCCUGUGACGACGGCUACUCCUGGUUUCCUCCCUCAUGCCUUGAUCCCCAGAAAUGCUACCUUCACACGGAGGGAUCUCUCCAGAGCUGUGAUUGUCAUCUCAACAAUCUCACCCAGAGUGUCCAUUUCUGUGAGAGAACAAAGGUUUGGGGUACUUUCAAAAUUAACAAAAGAUUUACAAAAGAUCUUUUGGAUUCAUCUUCUGCUAUAUACUCCAAAUAUACCACUGGAAUUGAAAUUCAACUUAAAGAAGCCUACAAAAGUAUCCAAGGUUUUGAGUCAGUUCAAGUCACCCAAUUUCGAAAUGGAAGCAUCAUUGCUGGGUAUGAAGUUGUUGGUUCCAGCAACACAUCUGAACUGCUGUCAGGCAUUGGGCAGGCGGCUAAGAAGGCUAAGACAGGCCUGCAUCAGCUGUUUCCUCUAGAAGACAACUCUUUCAGAGUGUUCGGAAAAGCCCAGUGUAACAGCAUAGUCUUUGGAUUUGGGUCUAAGAAUGAUGAGUAUACUCUUCCCUGUAGCAGCGGCUACUCCGGAAUCAUCACGGCCAGGUGCCAACCCUCUGGGUGGCAUGUCCUCAGGGAGACGUGUGUGCUCUCUGAGCUGGAAGAGCUGAAGAAGAACUUCAGUGUGAUUGCCAGCAACGCCACUGAGGCAACCGUGUCAUCCUUGGUGCAGAAUCUUUCAAUGGUCAUUCAGCAAAACCCAUCAACCACAGCCGGGAAUCUGGCUUCUGUGGUGUCAAUUCUGGGCAAUAUCUCAUCCCUGUCCCUAGAAAGACACUUCAGUGUGUCCAGUUCGACAAUGGAGAAUGUCAUCAGUAUAUCUGACCACAUCCUUAAUUCUACCUCGGUGACCAACUGGACAGUGUUACUUCAGAAAGAAAAGAAUGCCGGGUCCCAGUUCCUAGCGUCACUGGAAAACAUCAGUGUUCUGGUCCCUUCGACAGCUCUGCCUCUGGAAUUUUCUCAAGAAUUCAUUAACUGGAAAGGGAUUCCAGCAUCCUCAAAUCAAAGCAAUUUGGGUUACAACUAUCAGACUGAAAUGUUCCUAAAAAACCCCUCCAUUCCCAUCAGAGGCCAUGCAUUAAUUAGGUCAGACCAAUUCCAGGAGCCCCUUCCAGAAACUAUCAUCAGCAUGACCUCCUUGACCCUGGGGAACAUUCUACCUGCUACCAAAAAUGGAAAUGCUCAGGUCAAUGGGCCCAUGAUAUCCAUGGUUAUCCCAAACUAUUCCAUCAAUGAAAUUUUCCUGACUUUUUCCAAGAUAGAAUCAAAUCUGAGCCAGCCUCAUUGUGUGUUUUGGGAUUUCAACCAUUCGCAGUGGAACGAUAAUGGCUGCCACCUAGUGAAUGAAACUCCAGACUCGGUGACGUGCCGCUGUACUCACCUGACCUCCUUCUCCGUGCUGAUGUCACCCUCUGUCCCCCCUGCCAUCGUUCCCGUUGUGAAAUGGAUCACCUUUGUGGGACUGGGGGUCUCCAUCGGAAGUCUUGUCUUAUGCCUGACCAUCGAAGCUCUGUUUUGGAAGCAGGUCAGCAGAAGCCAAACCUCGCACAUGCGUCACAUUUGCAUGGUGAACAUAGCCCUGUGCCUCCUGAUCGCAGACAUCUGGUUUAUUGUCGCUGCCUCCGUGCACACCACGGCGAACCCGUCUGGAGUCUGCACAGCUGCAGUGUUCUUUACACACUUUUUCUACCUCUCCUUGUUCUUCUGGAUGCUUCUGCUCAGCUUCCUGCUGGCUUAUCGGGUUAUCCUGGUGUUCCACCACAUGGCCACGCCUUUGUUGGUGGCUGUCGGGUUCUGCCUGGGCUACGGGUGUCCUCUUAUUAUAUCCAUCGUCACCAUUGCGGUCACACAACCCAGCAAUGGCUAUGAAAGGAAAGAUGUGUGUUGGCUUAACUGGUCCGAUGGGAGCAAACCUCUCCUGGCCUUUGCGGGUCCCGCCCUGACUAUCGUGGCUGUGAAUCUGGUGGUGGUCCUGUUAGUUCUCACGAAGCUCUGGAGGCCCGCUGUUGGAGAAAGGCUGACUCAGGACAGCAAGGCCACUGUCGUCCGCGUGGGGAGGAGCCUUCUCGUUCUGACCCCCCUGCUAGGGCUCACCUGGGGGUUUGGCAUAGGAACAAUGGUUGACAGCCAGAAUCCGGCCUGGCACGUUAUUUUCGCAUCACUCAAUGCAUCCCAGGGCUUUUUCAUCUUAUGUUUUGGAAUGCUCUUGGAUAGUAAGCUGCGACAGCUGCUGCUCAACAAGUUGUCUCCUUUAAGCUUUUGGAACCAAGCAUCAAAGCAAAACUCAUCAGAUUCAUCUGUCAAACCCAGAUUCAAAAAGACUUUCAACCCAUUCCAACACAAACGCAACUAUGUACUUUCUUAUACUGGAGAGUCCUCAAAUGACAUCACGCUAACUCAGUUUUCAUCAACUGAAUAAAACCGGGAACCCUAAAAUCAAGGAAAAUUUUUUGGAGCAAAUUGACAUUAGAGCUAAAUGUCAGUGAAGAAAUCAUGCUCCAUAUUCAAUGGAUUUUUCUGAUUUCGGAGUCUGAGAAUAUAAUAAGGAACUCUCAGCAGUUUCAUGACAGCCAUCUUUAUCUUCAAUUAAAUGGAGAGAUUUACUUCCAUGGGGUUUGAUUCAAAGGAAUUGCUUCAUAAAUGUAGAAGAUUAAGUUUUUGUCGGAAAUUAUGUCAGUUGUACUAGCCUCUCACUGCCACAAACUAUGGUUUCCUUUUUCAUAAAAUAGCGUUAUUCAUGUGACAUUUCUAAUCACCUGAAUUGGAGUAAGGAAAUGUCAUGAAAUCACUUUAGAUGCAUUGAUGGACCAUGUUCACUUUCUUAUAAAAAAAGUCACUGGUGAAAUUUCCUAGAGAAAAGGCGUUUUCCUCCAAAAACUUCCAGUUGGAUUUUAUGCUUGUUUUUGUUUUUUAGGUACAGUCACUGAACUUUGAAAGUUAAUCAGAAACAAAAUAGAAGUGUCCAUUUCAGAUAGCUUCAUAGCUGUUACUUAGGAAGUAUAAAGCAGUAUAUAUAUAUAUAUAUAUAUAUAUAUAUAUAUAUAUAUAUAUAAUGCAUUAUUUUUCAGUUUACAAGGCACUUUCAUCUGGUCCCCCAUCCAAUGACGUGAGGUGUCCAGGCAGACCUAGUGCAGACAUGAUGAAAUAGAGGCUUGGACAAGUGAAGUGACUUCCCAAAGUGAAGCCAGUAAAGGGCGCUUUUAGGACUUUUGGUUCCUAGUCCAUUUCUACAGCCUCAUAACAGCCUUGAAAAUUACCUGCAAUCCUAAGCAAGCCUUAUGAGGUUAGAUACGAGAUUCAUCACUCCCAGAAUUCUCUCUAUGUAAGAGGAAAAUUGAGGGAGAAUUUGGUUGUCAGCAUCCAGAAAGACCUUAAAGCACCUGGUUUUCUUUCAUGAUGCACUGUCGGCACUUUUGGAAGUUAUUUACAUGUAUGGCCGUUGCUACUUUUGGAUGAGAUAGAGAGCAGCAGGUGAAGGCACUGCAGGAAGCAACAUUUCCCUUCCAUACUGCCAUCACUUUGGGCUCACCUGAGUUUCAGUCCUGACCACAGUGCCCAGAAGAACUAAGCCCUUUGAUUCAUCCUUGCUUCCAGAGCCUCCUAACAAUCCGCUGUGGCAUUUUUAAAGCAAGUGUUGAUUUCUUUCAAUAACAAUUGCAGUGAUGAUGAUGAUGAUGGUGGUGGUAAGAAGUCAUAAAAGAAGAAGCUACAUGUAGAGGGUCCUCACUAUGUGUCAGGCAUUAUUCUAAGUGCUGUGCAUCUAUUAACUCAUGUAAUCUUCACAAUAAGCUUGUGAAGGGGGAAUAAUAUCCCUGUUUUACAGCUGCUGAAACUAAGGCACAGAGAGGUGAGAUGUGAGCAGGGCAACAUGGAUGGCAAAUGGCUAUGCCAGGGUAGUAGUUAUGGAAGUUGAAUUACAAUAAGAAGAGGGUUAUAUAAGUCAGCCUAGCAGGAUUGGAACUGCUAAUUUGAUUGUAAUUAGAAUCCUAGACUACUUGGUCUGCAAGGGAGCUCAGGUAUCAUCUAGCUACUAUUUUAUGAGUAACCCUGAUGUCCUAAGUCUCAGCAGCCUGUGAUUACAAAAGUAAGUCAAGUCCACAUUUACUGCUAUCUGUAGGAGUAUAUUAGUCAGCUCAGACUGCCAUAACGGAACAUCACAGACCAGUGGUUUAGACAACAGAAAUUUAUCUUCUCAUGGUUCUGGAGUCCAGGAAGUCCAAGUUGAAGCUGCCAUUGGGCUUGUUUUCUAGUGAGACUGCUCUUCUGUCUUGUCUGUGUCCUCACAUGGCCUCUUCUCCAUGCACAUGCAAAUACAGCUCUCUGGUGUCUCCUCCUCUUCUUAUAAGGACACCGAUCCUAUCAGAUUAGGGCCCCACCCUUAUCAGCUCAUUUCCCCUUAAUUACUUCCCUACUGACCCUGUCUCCAAAUAAUCACAUUGGCGGUUAGAGCUUCGACAUACAAAUUUUGCAGGGACACUAUUCAGUCCAUAACAAGUAGCUAGAAUUUUUAUUUGCCUGUUUAAUUGAAAUUAGGGUCUUUUAAAAGUGUGUUGGAUCACAUACCAUAUAUCAUGUUUGUCUAACCCACUGACUACACACACAUUCAGCUCAGCUCCCUUCCAGAAUGCUACUGAAACAGCAGUAAAAUAAUUAAAAAAGGAGAAAGACAUUGGAAUAUUUUCUAUGACUGUGUAAAAAACUGCCACAAACUUAGGGGUUUAAAACAACCUGCAUUUAUUUUCUCACAGUUUCCCUGGGUGAAGAGUCCAGACACAGCUUAAUUGGGUCCUCUGCUCAGGGUCUCACAAGACUGAAGGAGCUAGCUGGUCUACCUCUUUAUCUGGAGACUUGACUGGAGAAGAAUCCACCUCCAACUCAUUCAGUUUACGGGCAGAACUUAUUUCCUUGCAGCUGUGGUAAAGAGAACCUUGGCUUUUUGCUGACUAUUGGCCAGAGGCUACCUUGGGACACUAGAGGUCACCUACACAUCCCUGCCACUGGGAUUUUCCAAAAUGGCCGCUUAUGUCAUUAAGCCUGCAAGGAGAGUCUCUUAGUCCAGUCUGCUUUUAAGACAGAGUCUUGUCCAAUAUAAGGUAAUCAGGGGAGUGACAUCCUAUACCUUUUUCCAUAUUCUAUUGGCUAGAAGUGAGUCACAAGUCCUGGCCACACUCAAGGGAAGGGGAUUUCUAAAGGUGUGAACAGUAGGAGGAAGGGAUUACCAGACCUGAACUACUGAGGAUAAGGAGAGAGAGAGGAAGCAACAGCAACAGAGCUUUGGAGAGCAGGUGGGGUGAGUGCAAACUGACUUAGCUGGCCUAAGAAAGCUAAAUAUGAAGCCAGAAGCGAGGGAAGCCAAGAAGCAAGCUGCUUUACCCUGCGGAAUCCCCCAAGAGACUGGAGACUUGGCAGCACCAGUGUCCAUAAGAAGUGAAGUGAAGGUGGAACUGAACCGUACGGUUGUUCAAAGUCAGUUUAAGAAACAGACUCUCAGAUGCCUCCCUCACCCCAAGCAACCAAGUAACCAUCCCUUCCUCCAUCCUAGCAAUAGAAUAUAUGGAUAUGUGGGGAAAACAUGGGAUUUGGGGACUGUGAGACUCCAGAAGCAUUUGAGGGAGAGUUUACCAUCUCCAAAACAGAGAGAUUCAGUGACAGUUAACAUAUAACACCAGCAGCAAGGCUUACCUCCUCCUGGCAAGAGACUGGGACGGUCCUCUCUGGAGAAUCUGAUCACCAGGAGAAAACACUGAAAGAUACUGACUCUGGGUGUUUGCUAAUGAAAUGUUCACACCUACAGUGAAGCCAAGAACCAUCCUACGCACUUUGUUCACAGACCUUCCAAUCAGCUCUUCAAUGUCCUACUCUGAAAAGUAUAGCCAAACUGUCACAGCCCACUAGGCUCUCUAGGAAAACACCCAGUAUUAAAUGCAGAGGGCAAAACAAACAGAAAGAGCCAGUAUGGUGUCACCUAGAAUCCAGUUCUAUGAGCUCGACUAGAAGAUGAAGGAGAAAACAGAGAAAGGAA